Molecule: messenger RNA, 1068 nt
Organism: Kwoniella mangroviensis CBS 8507
Lineage: Eukaryota; Fungi; Basidiomycota; Tremellomycetes; Tremellales; Cryptococcaceae
Exons: 2
Coding region: 1-1068 (355 amino acids)
Biological process (GO): exon-exon junction complex disassembly
Cellular component (GO): exon-exon junction complex; cytoplasm
Molecular function (GO): RNA binding
Source: RefSeq, a predicted model, not a curated record
AUGUCUUUACCACCUAUCAACCCCGACAGGACCGCCUCUGGGAUUAUAGUUGAUCCGAGGACAUUGGAGAGGGUGAUUCCUCAAUCUAGGCGGAAAGAUGGGACAGUUCGUAAAGAGCAGAAAGUUCGACCUGGUUUCACUCCUCAAGAGGAUGUCGGACGAUUCCGAUCCACCCGUCAGGCAGCUGAAGAUGCCCGAGCGGCCUCCCGACCUACCAUCCCUGGAUCCGACCGUUUAGGAUCCCAGGCGAACAAAGGUGGAAAGGAGGAGAAUGUAUUUGCUAGUGAAACUAGAGAAAAGACCAAAGCUCAAUUGAAGAAUGAAAAGAGGAGGGAAAAAAGGAGAGAGAAAGUAUCUGUUAAUUGGGAUGAAGAUGAUGAUGAGGAUGAAGACGUUGGUAAAUUAGAUGAAGAAUUUAAAAAGGUUGAUAUUGCCAGACAACAAGGGGCGGAACAGAGUUUCCCACCUUUAGAAGGAGGUGGUGGAGUACCUGAAGAAAGUAUUUUAGAUAAUAUCAAAUCCAACGAGGAUGAAGAGAAAAGUGAUGGGAAAACAGCUGCUAUCGAACCUUCUCCACCUGCUCCAUCGGGAUCUCAACCUGAAACUGCCUCGGAACAGAAAACUACCACGGAUAAACCUUCUUUGUUGAAUGAUAGGAAGAACGAAGUCCAACAAGCUCAAAAACCACAUCCUAUUCAAGGAGGUAGGAAAGGACCUAUUGGAUUGGCCAAUCCACCUCCUUUAGAAGAAAAAAGUCAGGCAUCACCAUCACGGGCGGAUCAGGAUGAUUGGAGAACUCAAACUCGUAAGAAAUCGAAUAAUCACAAUAGUAAUAGAGGCGGUAAACAGAAUCAAGGCAACAGACCAGCAAAUACGAAUAGACCGACUCAACCUUCUGAGCCGUCACCUCAACCUAGGGAACGAAAGGAAUACAAGGUGCGAGAAGGAGGAGCGAACGAUCUGUCGUCUUUGGCAAGUAGGGUGAAGAACCUUGUUGUGGCUAACACGGUGGGGAACGCCUCGAGGGAUUAUAAGGACAAGAAGGAGGAGAGAAAAGCUUCGGCUUAG